Cooperia oncophora is the source of this 489-nucleotide messenger RNA. The record is from the annotation of a GenBank genome assembly. NCBI's taxonomy places the organism in Eukaryota, Metazoa, Nematoda, Chromadorea, Rhabditida, Trichostrongylidae.
AUGCAGCCGCUAUCAACGCAACAAUGUCCGGACGUGGAAAAGGAGGCAAGGGACUCGGCAAAGGGGGUGCCAAGGCGCCAUCGCAAAGUUCUUCGCGACAAUAUCCAAGGCAUCACCAAGCCAGCCAUCCGUCGUCUUGCUCGCCGAGGUGGUGUGAAGCGUAUCUCAGGUCAAAUCAACGAGGCAAUCGAUUAUGGAAAGGAAAGGGUGAUCCAGAGUGGCAGCUUUCUGCUGAAGGCAUCAAUGGCUCGUACCAAGCAAACCGCUCGUAAAUCUACUGGUGGCAAGGCCCCACGAAAGCAGUUGGCUACCAAGGCCGCUCGCAAAUCAGCACCGGCUACCGGUGGUGUGAAGAAGCCUCAUCGUUACCGCCCAGGAAAAGCCGCUCUUCGUGAAAUCCGGUCAUGCCUAAGGACAUCCAGCUUUCUCGCCGUAUCCGUGGUGAACGUGCUUAAGUUCGAAGCGCUUCGCGAUUGGAUCUCAAUCUAA